Molecule: messenger RNA, 1706 nt
Organism: Ruditapes philippinarum (Manila clam)
Lineage: Eukaryota; Metazoa; Mollusca; Bivalvia; Venerida; Veneridae
Product: cholesterol 25-hydroxylase-like protein 1, member 2
Exons: 1
Coding region: 196-1167 (323 amino acids)
Biological process (GO): cholesterol metabolic process; sterol biosynthetic process
Molecular function (GO): iron ion binding; C-4 methylsterol oxidase activity; steroid hydroxylase activity
Source: RefSeq, a predicted model, not a curated record
AAAGAUACGCCGCUGAAUCACGUGAUACAAGAGAAAAGGCGGUGCUAUUGGAUUUUCAUUUAUAUUAGUCCUUAUGUAAAUUAACCGGUGUAACGGCGUGUUUAAUGUUUAUUUUUUACUAACUCUUGUAUGAAUAAAAAAGGAUCUACUAUACUUUCGUUUUCGUUAGUGCGAUGAAAAGGUGUACACAUAACAAUGAGUUUCGAUAUAUUUGAUUUUGUCACAGACGUUCUUAAUAUUAACAUAUCCGCCAUUAGUGACCUGGCUUUGUAUAAAACAUCUUCCGAAUCAUCAUCUGGGAAUAUCAACAUCAGCCGCGCCGUUGCACCGGAUGGUCGGCGAGUCCUACAAGGAAUCUGGGAUCUCCGACUUGGCAGGGAAGAAUUCUUUUCGUCACCACUUUUUCCUGUAAUUCUUUCGGUAACUUUUUAUUUCUCUUUGUGUACACCUUUCAUGAUAUGCGACCUGUACGGUAAAAAUUGGAAUUGGAUACAAAAGUACAAAAUCCAACCGGACUUCAAUGUGACAACAGCACAUUGCUUUGACGCUCUAAGUGUAACAUUUUGGAACCAUGUGUUGUUUAUUUUGCCAGCGGCUUGUGCUCAAUGGGUAUGGACACCCCCAACCCCAAUGCCAGAACUUGCACCAACUUUGCUCGAGUUCUUUUGGCAUCAAUUUGCUGGCUUGCUGAUCUUCGACUUCCAGUAUUUUGUAUGGCACUGGACUCAUCACAAGAUUCGCUUCCUAUAUAAGCACGUACACGCAAUUCAUCAUCGAUAUCACGCCCCUUUUAGCUGGGUGACGCAGUACCUUCAUCCAUGGGAGCUGAUCACAGUUGGGUUCCUUACAACAACGAAUACUUGGUUUUUCGACUGCCACCCACUGACAACAUGGAGUUAUAUGAUGGUCUCUAUUAUAGCCAGCGUAGAGGCCCAUAUUGGAUUCGACUUUCCAUUCGCAUUGAACUACAUCACCUUUGGGUUUUUCGGGGGCGCUCCAAAGCAUGACAUGCAUCAUUACAAGCCGAUGACAAAUUUCGAGCCAUUUUUUAAUCACUUUGACAGGCUCUUUGACACAUUCUGUCCCGUAAUGAGAGCAGGCGGAAUCAAACCGAAGGAACUGCUAGAUUAUGAGAGGAAACAAAAAGAAAUAAAGAAGCUUCGUUAAUCAUCUUGGUAACGGAAAUUAAUAACACUAGUACAGUUCAUAAGGAAAUUUUGGACAAAUGGAAUUGUGGACAGAAGUCAAAUGGAAGGGUUUGGUUUUAGAUAGUUUAUCGUAAUAUUUCUUUAAAAAAUUUCUGUAUUCUUCUCUUGGUCACUGAUGGCGUGAUUUUUUCCAAAGACCAUAAAUGCUCUUAAUAUUGAGGUAAAUAAUUUAAUUAAAAAGAAGAAAAACGAUCAAAAUAUGUCUCAAAACGAUUGUUCAUUUUUACAUUAUUUAGUACAUGAUACCAUCUUAACAAGCAGCGCCAACUGUAAGAUGUUGCCACACCCUUGAAAGUUAUUUAAUUUCGGUUUUGAAAUACAUUUUUAUCAUUUAAAUUGACCAAGGCCUUUCAUAUUUAACUUCUCACUGAUACAGGCAUUAAAAUGUGAAUUAUACAUAAAACGGUAACAUAACAGAAAUAUUUAGAAUAUUUGAAUAGUCACAUGUAUUUUGCAUAAAAUCCUUUUCUGAUUUUUGUGACCAGUAACAGAAAAUUU